AUGCCUCUCAAACCUGGCGCAAAUCCGUAUAAAAUCCUUUUAUUAGAGAAAGGCUGCACGGAAAAGGACAUUCAAAAGGCAUAUCGGGCACAAUGUCUCAAAUGGCAUCCAGACAAAAAUUUAGACAACAAAGAAGAAGGUACGAAAAAUAAAAAAACCAGUUAAAAAUGUGUUAAUUAUUAUCAGCUAGUCUGCGGUUUAUCGAAGCCAAGGAUGCGUUCGAAUUUCUGUAUGACAAAGAAAAAAGAGUAAGUUUUUUGAUGAAAAUUGAAAUUUCAAGUGUUCAUUUCAGGAGGUAUAUGAUAAAGGUGAAGAAAGGAUUCGAGUAGCAGAAGAAAAACAAAAGCAGAGAAUGGAAAAAGCAGAUGGCCACAGAAAGAAGUAAGGACCUUUUAUGCGAUAGAAAUGAGUUCAGCAAAGACGUUUCAGAUUGAUCGAAGAUUUAGAAAAACGAGAAAAAGAUUUCAACGAUGGAAAAAGGCCGGCAAAUGGUCCGAUUCCAGCAGCACAGCAAGCAAAGAAGAAGAAGACGGCAGAAGCGAAUAUUCGAGAAGAAAUGGAUGCGAUUCGGAGACAGCUGGAAAAAGAGGCGAAUGAUGAAGUGAAGCGGCAGCAGGAGAUGAUGAAGGCUGCCAAAAAAGAACAUCAGAAGAAUCUAGGUGAAUCAAACGAAAUGUUACUUCUAAACUUCUAACCCUUCAGACAAAUUAACUCCAAAAUUGUUAGUGAAGUGGAAAGUGAACGAAGGACGAGACUAUGAAGAGGAUCAUAUCCGAGAUCUCUUUUCAAGCGUGAGCAGAAAAUUCUCACUUCCCAUUCACAAAGUUCUGUUUCAGUUUGGCCCAUAGGACAUGUAUCAUCGGUGAUUGCACGGAAGGACAAAAGAAAAGUGAUCGUGGAGUUCGAGCCCGGAACGAACGCAUGGGGAGCCGAACUAGAGACGGGAAAAGAGCCGAUGCCCGAAUUGACAGGAGAGUGGAUUGAAAUGCCGCCGAAAGUAGAGAAGAAGAAACCGGAAGAGAACGGGAAGUCUAGUACGGGAAACAGUAAGUUACUGAAUACGAUUUAUACUAACGAUCAAUAAGGAUCUUUUGCAGAUUUCGAACACAUGUCUCUGGAGGAUCUCGAAGCACAAAUCAUGGGUGGAAUCUGA
Caenorhabditis sp. 36 PRJEB53466 is the source of this 1153-nucleotide messenger RNA. The record is from the annotation of a GenBank genome assembly. Lineage: Eukaryota; Metazoa; Nematoda; Chromadorea; Rhabditida; Rhabditidae.